Penaeus monodon (black tiger shrimp) is the source of this 410-nucleotide messenger RNA. RefSeq names its product probable ATP-dependent DNA helicase HFM1. NCBI's taxonomy places the organism in Eukaryota, Metazoa, Arthropoda, Malacostraca, Decapoda, Penaeidae. The coding region runs from base 38 to 295 and encodes 85 amino acids. The transcript is spliced from 4 exons. The record is from RefSeq and is a predicted model, not a curated record.
GUGCACGCGCGAGGUAAACGCUCUCUCUCGCGCCGGCAUGAUUUCCCAAAGCGAGGUGGAGUUGCAGCCCCUGACUCCCGGCCGGCUUAUGGCUCGCUAUUGCGUCUCCUUCGCCACUAUGGAGAAUUUCACGCAGCUGCGCGGAGACGAAAGCCUGAAGGAACUGGUUGAGGUCAUUUCCAGUACUCGAGAAUUCUGGGAUGUUAAGUUAAGGACGUCAGAAAAGAGAGUGCUGAACGGUAUUAACAAGACGAAGGCAUCGGUCUUCGCUUCCCCAUCAAGGGGAGAAUCAUGAAAAGAGAACAAAAGAUAAACUGCUUGAUUCAAGCAGUGUUGGGCAGCCAGACAAUCCCGGAACCUAGUCUGACUCAGGACGCUAACAAGAUCUUCAGAACGGGUCAGAGAAGUAC